Guillardia theta CCMP2712 is the source of this 3360-nucleotide messenger RNA. RefSeq lists its product as hypothetical. Gene Ontology annotation, cellular component: cytosol. The coding region runs from base 1 to 3360 and encodes 1119 amino acids. The transcript is spliced from 21 exons. Lineage: Eukaryota; Cryptophyceae; Pyrenomonadales; Geminigeraceae. Gene Ontology annotation, biological process: tRNA methylation. The record is from RefSeq and is a predicted model, not a curated record.
AUGAGAAAUGCCAUUCUUGCAAGCGAUCUCUUUCAUGAAGAAUUCAAGUCAAGAAUAUUUGAUCUGUGGAACGAUGAUGCAAUCUUGAUCCCCCACUUUGCAGAAAGUCUUCUGAGAGGGUUUGAGAGCAUUCUUGCGGACUACGAAUCCCUUUCGAAUGAUGCUGAUGAAGAUACGAAGAUGGAUAUGCAUGAGAGAAUUCUUUGGGCAAAAUUGACCAUCCUGAAGCAUCGGGCUGUCGACUUUCCUCCGUCUGGAUAUCUGGAGAUGGACAAGGAGGAGGAGGAGGAGGAGGGGAACAAGGAAAGAGCGAGAGAUCAAGAACUGAUUCAAGGAGCAAUCUCAUGUGCCAGCUCAGAGAUCCGAAUCCAGGCGUUGGAGUCGAUCUUCUUUCCCGUGUUGAGCAGCCGACUGAACGACCUCGACGUCUCGCGUCUCCGUCUUGCCAUCCUGUUUGAGUGUGACAAUCCGUCACGGGCGAGUCGGAGGAAGGAUAGAAUACCGAAGACAGCAGAAGAAAAACUGAUUCCUCUGUACAAGGAGGAGUUUGUUAAUCAAAGGCAAUUCGAGCGACUUGAAGUCAUCGGGAGUAGGCUUGUUACAAGUUUGAAUUCAAGAGAUGCUAGUAGCGGAGCUUUGAUUCUCAAGACUUCUUACAUUCUGAAGCAGCUUGAGGAAAGCUCUUCCUUAAAGUCAGACCUCGAUCAAAACAUGUCCAAGACAUUCGAAUCGAAAAUCAUGAAGACAGUGAACGCCAUAAGUCAUUGGCCAUUGCUGUCUGUGCAGAGUUGCGACGACGGACGAGACUCAGUGAUGCGUCACUUUCAACAGCGAGGGUUCAUUCACGGUCACAUAUUGACAACCCGUCUUCUCCUGGACUCUGGUUCCUAUGAUUCGAUCUUGAAAGAAAACAAACAAAUCUACCAGCUCUUGCUCAACACAACACAUGAGAUCGUGCAGACCGCUAAGAGUUUGCUAGACGACGAGUUGGUCUGUGCUGGCAUGAUGAACGAGAAUCUCUCGCCGGACGAAUUCGAAUUGAUGGAUGAUGAAGAUCGUCAACAAGACUUCUCCAGAAAUUCCAACCUGGAGUUAUGUUCACAGAGAGCUUGUUGGUUGACUUUGAAAGAGUCUGCGUUCUUGCUGUCAAGUCUGUGCAAGCGAUCUUCGUUCCAGAAAGAUUGUCUAGAUCAAGAACUCCUCGACAAGAUUGUAGAUGAUCUGUUCCUGAUCAUUUUCGCCACUUCUCACAAUGGCCUUGUGGAGCAGAGUGCAGAGGCGCUGAGACAAGUCUGCAUGUUUGUUGUUGACAACGAUGGUGCGGGAGGCAAAUCUUAUCUAACGCAUUGGAUGUCAAAGUUGAUUGCACUACUUCCCGACCCUUCCGUCGCAGCUCUUAAAGAUUUUUUGCCACAAAUCAUCAGACUUGUUGAUCCCAAAGACCUUCGGAACGAUGGAACUUGUACCUCAACUUCCACCAAAUCUACUUUUCUCUCAUCUGCGAGCAUCGGGCUUCCUAUCGACAAGCACCAGGACCCUGUCGAUGUUGCAUCGAGAUUGCAUGCAUUGCAUGUUAUCAGACAGAUCCUGCUCCACGCAAAGGUUGGAUCAAAAGCUCUCGAUGUCCUGGGGGAUGAAAUUCUUUGCUCUAUCGCUACGGCACUAUCCAGCCAAGAAUGGAUGAUCAGAAACGCGGCUAAUCUCGCUUUCAGCGCUGCGAUCGAGCGAUCGUUGGGAAAGCAAGAAAACUACAAGUCCUCCGAUCACUUCUUCCGUCUCUUCCCAGAAUUUCAGAGAGAACUUUUAGGGAUCCUCGAAGAAGAGUCAAAGCAGAAGCAAACCGGAAAAGCCGCUGCGAUUUCUCGCGUCCUUCCUUGUCUUUGUCUUCUUGCAAAGUUGAGGACAGAAUCCAUUUCAUCGCAGCCCUUCAUCUCAAGGAUGCGCUUUCUGGCCAUCGAACUUCUCUCGCACGAGUAUGAAGUAGUGAGGGAGAGUGCGGCACUUGCAGCGGUCGCUCUGACCGAAAGGUCUAAACUUUGCGAUGUCGCGGUCGAGAUAUCAAGAGACAUCACCAAACUUGCAUCAGGGAUCCAAAAUGACGAUGAUGCAUCGAACAACAUCCUUCAUGGCCAGAUUUUGUUUCUUAGAACGAUCUUGACGAGCAGUGCACAACUGUCGGAUGCUGACUCCUGCGCGGUCUUUGUUUCUCUCCUCGAAGCAUCAUUUGUAGAGCUUGCAGACAAGCCAGUAUUGCUGAGAAUGAUGCGAAUGAAACUGCAAAGAUGUCCAUUGAAUCUUGAGACUUUCGAGGCAUUGUUGUCUCACAGCCUUGACGAGGUGAAGAUAGCUGCUCUAUCUCACAUCGAGUCACUUCUUCCAAAAUCAUUCCAUGACGGGCGUCUGUACCAACUACUCAUGUCCAAAAUCGAAUUGGAAACAAACAGUGAUUGCAUUCGUGGGAUUCUUUGCUGUCUUGAAAGAUUCCCGCCUUCCGCUAUUUCUUUGUCGAACUUGAAUUCCUCUCAGACGAAAGCGUCCCAGCUCCUUUCGUCUUCAAGGCAUGAAGUAACAUCAGCAGCCCUUCGAGUCACAGCAAACUGGAUUGCUGCUUUGAUCCAUCAGGCCAACGUAGAGGCUUCAAUGCCCUCUAUGAAUGAGCGGAUCGACAGGUGGGUCAUCAGACUUGAGCAAGGCAUAAAUCCCUCAGAACCUCAAAAUCUCCGAAGAUCUUGUCUGGAUGCGUUAGGGGACUCGCGCAUUCUGACAUGCAAUGCUGCCGCACUCGCUGAUGCCUCGUCAAGAUGUUUGCUUUGCCUGCUGAUCCUCUUGCAAGACAAGGACCCGAGCAUCUACGAGAAAGCAAGCAUCCUCGCGCUUCGUUCUGUCGAUCUCAGCGUCGUGGGCCUGAAGGAGAGGAGGCGGCAUCCCCUCGCGACCCAUCGCCUCGUCGCCGCCAUCUGUCUGAUGCGAUGGAUUUGUUUGCGGUGCGCAGGAGAGGGCGGGAAGGUGCUCCUGGUCUCUCACAUGCAGAGAGUGAGACGGGAGUUCGAGAGAGCGACGGCCACUUGGCCUCAGUACUGUGAGAGGGUUGGAGCUGAAGUGCAGGGAGAUGGCGAGAGGGAGAGGAAGGAGGUAGUUCAAGAGGAGAUCUUCGCGGCAGAGGAUGAGUCGUACGAGCUGGAGCAUGGCUUGAUCUUGUUCAUCUUCUCCGAUGCUGUGCGAUGGGCUAUGAGACACACAGGCAUGGGGCAGGACCAGGCCCGCAAACUACUAGCAGAGGUGGGCUGUGAAGAACAGGUGGAGCGGGAGUGGGGGAGCAUUGCGAUGGAAUACUUGGAGAUGUUUGAGCAACAGCGUUAA